AUGGCUAAUCCAAAAUGUCGGUUCAUUUUUCUAUGUGAGCCCGCGAUACAAAAAACAACGCUGAGAUCGAACGAGCCGCUCAUUUGGAAAGGGACGGAAGAACGCGGCAACCGGUCUGCAACAGGCGGAGCGCGAAUACAACGGCGCCUAUUGGCCAGCGGCAAUCAUCGUCCGCCGCCUGCGUCAGACGGGCCUCCUCAUUGGUUGCACACAUACCCCUCCCGCACCACCCGCACCCCGAAACGCCGACCUUUCACGACUGCUGCUCCGAUUCGAUACGACCGAAAAUGCCUUAGUUACUUCAAGCGAGCAGUGUGGUGUAGACGUUUUCUCGGUCGAUUUCAGCAAAUGUUCUAA
Messenger RNA from Pieris macdunnoughi, 357 nucleotides. NCBI's taxonomy places the organism in Eukaryota, Metazoa, Arthropoda, Insecta, Lepidoptera, Pieridae. The record is from the annotation of a GenBank genome assembly.